AGGCGGGUCCCCGCCCUCCCCAGGGAGCAGCCGGUUGAGGCGGGAGCGGUGCAUUGUGGGCAGAGGGGCGGGGGUUGGGAAGAUGGCGGCUCCCAGCCUCCUCAACUGGAGGCGAGUUUCUUCCUUCACGGGGCCGGUCCCCCGCGCCCGGCACGGACACCGAGCGGUGGCCAUCCGGGAGCUGAUGAUCAUCUUUGGAGGGGGAAAUGAGGGCAUCGCGGAUGAGCUGCACGUUUACAACACGGCUACGAAUCAGUGGUUUCUGCCAGCUGUUAGAGGAGAUAUCCCUCCAGGCUGUGCUGCCCAUGGAUUUGUCUGUGAUGGUACCAGAAUAUUAGUAUUUGGGGGAAUGGUUGAAUAUGGAAGAUACAGCAAUGAGUUAUAUGAGUUACAAGCAAGUCGUUGGUUAUGGAAAAAAGUGAAACCCCAUCCCCCUCCUUCUGGUUUACCUCCUUGUCCUCGGCUUGGACAUAGCUUCUCUUUAUAUGGUAACAAAUGCUAUUUGUUUGGUGGCCUGGCAAACGAAAGCGAAGAUUCAAACAAUAAUGUUCCCAGAUAUUUAAAUGAUUUUUAUGAGUUGGAGCUACAGCAUGGCUCUGGUGUUGUGGGUUGGAGCAUUCCAGUGACUAAAGGGGUUGUGCCUUCUCCAAGAGAAUCCCACACAGCUGUUAUAUAUUGCAAAAAAGAUUCUGGAAGUCCUAAAAUGUAUGUUUUUGGUGGAAUGUGUGGUGCUCGCCUGGAUGACCUAUGGCAGCUUGACUUAGAAACUAUGUCAUGGUCAAAACCAGAAACUAAAGGGACAGUGCCACUUCCACGAAGCCUUCAUACAGCCAGUGUUAUAGGAAACAAGAUGUACAUUUUUGGUGGAUGGGUCCCACAUAAGGGGGAAAAUACUGAGACUUCACCUCAUGAUUGUGAAUGGAGAUGUACCAGUUCAUUUUCUUACCUAAAUCUGGAUACAACAGAGUGGACCACCCUAGUAUCAGAUUCUCAGGAAGAUAAAAAAAAUUCAAGACCAAGACCAAGAGCUGGCCACUGCGCUGUUGCAAUCGGCACUCGAUUGUAUUUUUGGAGUGGAAGAGAUGGCUACAAAAAAGCACUGAAUAGUCAAGUUUGCUGCAAGGAUCUUUGGUAUCUUGAUACUGAGAAACCACCGGCACCAUCUCAAGUACAGCUGAUCAAAGCCACUACCAACUCCUUUCAUGUCAAGUGGGAUGAAGUGUCUACAGUUGAGGGCUAUCUUUUGCAGUUGAGUACAGACUUGCCAUACCAAGCUGCAUCAUCAGAUUCUUCAGCAGCACCAAAUAUGCAAGGAGUCAGGAUGGACCCUCACAGACAAGGCAGUAAUAACAUCGUUCCUAACAGUAUCAAUGAUACAAUAAACAGCACAAAAACUGAACAGCCAGCCACAAAAGAAACUUCAAUGAAAAACAAACCAGACUUUAAAGCACUGACGGAUUCUAAUGCCAUUUUAUAUCCAUCUUUGGCAUCAAAUGCUUCUAAUCAUAAUAGUCAUGUGGUGGAUAUGCUAAGGAAAAAUGAAGGUCCUCACACUUCAGCAAAUGUAGGUGUUCUAAGUAGUUGCCUGGAUGUAAGAACAGUAAUUCCUGAAACAUCUGUAUCCAGUACUGUUUCCAGCACACAAACUAUGGUAACCCAGCAGACCAUUAAAACUGAAUCAUCCAGUACAAAUGGGGCAGUUGUUAAAGAUGAAACUUCACUAACAACAUUCAGUACCAAAUCUGAAGUUGAUGAAACAUAUGCACUGCCUGCAACGAAGAUCAGCCGUGUAGAGACCCAUGCUACAGCAACGCCGUUUUCUAAAGAGACUCCUUCAAAUCCAGUGGCCAUAGUGAAAGCGGGAGAACGACAAUGGUGUGAUGUGGGAAUUUUUAAAAAUAAUACAGCUUUGGUGAGCCAGUUUUAUUUGCUGCCAAAAGGGAAGCAAAGCAUCUCAAAGGUAGGAAAUGCAGAUGUACCUGACUACAGCUUGCUUAAGAAACAAGAUCUUGUUCCAGGCACAGGAUACAGAUUCAGGGUUGCUGCAAUCAAUGGUUGUGGGAUAGGUCCUUUCAGCAAAAUCAGUGAAUUUAAAACUUGUAUUCCUGGUUUUCCUGGAGCUCCUUCUGCAGUCAGAAUUUCAAAGAAUGUUGAAGGUAUCCACCUUUCCUGGGAACCUCCAACCUCACCUUCUGGAAAUAUUUUGGAAUAUUCAGCCUACUUGGCUAUCCGCACAGCACAGAUACAAGAUAAUCCAAGUCAACUUGUGUUCAUGAGGAUUUAUUGUGGUCUUAAGACAUCGUGUAUAGUAACUGCUGGGCAACUUGCAAAUGCACAUAUUGAUUAUACAUCCAGGCCUGCCAUUGUGUUCAGGAUAUCAGCAAAGAAUGAAAAGGGAUAUGGACCAGCUACACAAGUUCGGUGGCUUCAAGGUAACAAUAAGAAAGCACCUUUAAAUUGAAUUGGUUUUUUUACUGAAGCUGUUGUGAUGAUGAUUAUUUAUUAGUAACUGGUUAUGAAGAUUUGUCAUUUAAAAGAGUAUUCUCUGGCUGUAUUUCCAGCAGUUAUGAACUUGAGUUUGUAAAUUGUUCUUAAAAUGUAUUUGCUGAAUUAUAGAUCCAAAUAAAAGAAAAGAAGCAAAGACUCUCUGAAAAUUAGUAUAUGAGUUCUUCCUUACAGAUACAGCUCUUUUAUAAAGAAAAACAGUGAAAUUAAGAUAAAAGCUAGAAAGCUUUAUUACCCCAAUAUCUUUUAUAAGGGCUGUGUAACCCAGUCAUCCUAGAGUUAUUGAGAUGAUUCUGGUAACUGGCUGUUGUAUACUAUGCUGUCUUAUAUAGUAAAUGUUCUCUACAUUGUAAAUGUCCUACCUUUGAGUACUCCCUCUAUCUUUAUUCUAUAUGAGCAGUGUUCCUCUAACAACUGUCUUCUAUUGGAUAAUAUGUGUGAUACUAUAAUAAUUCUAAUAGUUAUUUGAUUCCUUUCUUUGUUUACAGUUAGCACAGAGCUUAAGAAGUUAAAAAAGAGGCAAGUUUAGAAACUGCUUUUGAACUUUUAUUAUUUUCCAAGAAUCAUGGUAAAAUACAACAAGAACAAUGAGUUUUCUUGAUUCUUACCAGGCCAAUAUAUUUGAAUAUAUUUUUGGCCAAAGCACUUAACUUAUCUGGCCCUCAUUUUCCUCAUAACAGAUGAGGGAGUUAAAGCAGUUUAUCUUUUAGGUCCCUUUCAGCACUAAGGUUUUGUGUUUUUAGUAGAAGUGAAGUAUGUCCCUGAACAUUUUCAUCUGUCUUAAUGGCUCUAAUUUUGCUUUUGCUAAAAUUAAAAUCUUCAUAAUUAAAUUCAAAAUUAAAGUAUAUGUCCUCCUAUUGGAGAAAAAAACAAGCACCUUAACAGGACACAAGUUUUAAAAUAGUGUUUUAAACAUUUGUAAGAUUUUUGUAAAUGCUCUAAAUGUUUUAUUUUUGCAUUGUUUUUACCUUGAAAUUGUAUAAACUUUUUUACUAUGAAAAUAUAAGCAUUAGACAGCUAACUCAGGUUCCAUUACAACCUUAAAGAUACAGAUAGGCAUUAUAAACACUCUGCUACAGGUAACUUGUUUUAAACCUUUUAGGAAUUUCAUGGUUCCACUGCCUAUUUAAAUCUGGAAUUAAUAUACAGAGCAAUAAUUGCAGAAAAGAUAUUUCAAACUAAGAGCUUCAAUAACUGCAGGGGCACAGGUCUAUCUUUUUUUAUACCACAUAACCUUAUGCCAGUUUAGGUUGACUGAGUAGCUAUGUCCUCAAAUUUCAUGUAUGAUACCCCCCAGCAAAGAUGGAUUUAAUUGUGCAGAAUUGAUAUAUAUGUGUGUUCCAGUUACUAAUUUAAAGUGUAUAGAAUAUUUUAAUAUAUAAUUUUUGUAAAGAACUGGGAUUUUUAUACUACAGUAUUUGUAAUUAAUGUGUCUCACUAAUUAAGUUUCUCUUGAAGAAAAUAUGCAAAUUGUUAGACACAUAAUGAGUGGUUUCCAAACUCUAAAGAUAAAAUAAAUGCACUACUAUGGUGUUGUUAGAAUACCUUUUUUGUGGCUGUAUGAAUCUUUACUCUUUAAAUGUGUACUUUACAAUGUUUACAAGGAGCUUCUCUGGUUUGUUAUCCCAGCAAUGCCCUUGGUGAGAGCUUCAUUCUGCAUUUGUUUAAUUCAUAUGCUUUGCUUUUGGCAUAUGCUUGCUUUUUGCACUAGUAGAAUUUUAACUUACCUCAUUAUUAUGUUUGUAAUCAUUUGUCUAGCUUCUGUAAUGUAUCUGAUAUAGGCUAAACAAAUACUUAACCAAAGUUAAAAUACAUGGUAAGCAAUUUUGCACAUAUUAAAUAUUAGGGUUUGUUGUGUAUAUGUGUAUACUUAAUUAUAAAAAGAAUAUGAAUGGAAAGUUAUACUAAAAGUAUAUGUUUCAAGCCCAGUUAUUUUAAAGAUCUAUUGCUUUAAUAGAAAAAGUUUGGCUUUUAACCCUUUCUUCUCUGAAUUAAUUAACAACGUGCAUCUUGAAGCCCUUCUCCUGAUAACAAGGAAUAAGUUGAUUUUAAGCAAAGGAUAGAAUAUUUGUUUGAGUGUGCACAUUUAUACCUGUUUAGUAUUUGAUUCAGUUAAGCCUCCACUCUUCUGGAUCAGGAGGUGAUUCUGAACCUGUGGUUCUAACAUAUGACUUACUUUUUAGAGGGAAGAGAAGUCUUUCUAUACUGAGGGAUUUGUUAAAAUCAUAAAUGUUUUUGCCUUUAGACUUAGCCCAGAUUCUAUUUUUUUUUUUUUGGCAUUUGUACAUUAAGCACCAGUCAUAUUUAUCUCUGUGAUAAGGGACUGCUGACUAAAAAAUGCCAUUAAGAAAUCUCUGUGGCUUUGACAUUAGUAGUUAAUAAGAGAUCUUAGAGCUGUGUGCUGAUGAAUAGAAUGAAUUGGAGCAAAUAGCAAGAGAAGUGCAUUUAGCUUCUUAUGAUUUGCACAUUUUCUAAGUGAAGAUCCGUUUGUGUAGCAGUAGGCUGUAUCAUGCAGAUAUUUUUCAUAGGAUUUGCACUGAGUUAAAUGACUUUCUUUACUCUUCCCAGUCAGGUAAGCAGUUCAAAUAUAACAAGCCUUUGUGCCAGUCCUCUUCUGUGUUCUGCAACUCUGGCUCUCAUAAGUAGUAAAAAUAUUUUUGAUGUUGCAUGCUGUCAGAAUUACGUUUUCUAAAAUAUCAUAUUGGCUUCAUUUUAGUUUAAUAAACUUCUUUGGCAACUUAAUUAGACAUAGGGUAUAUAUAAACUCAAUUUUAUCUGCAUUUUUAAAAAAAUUGAAAUAAUCUAAUUGCAUGUAUGAAGGACUCCUGCCUCAUUACCCAAUUACAUAAAUACAAUUAUCUAUAGGAAGGUGAAAUUGUUGAUCUAUUAUUUCAAAGACUUGUAGACUAGCAAAGAUUCAUUCUGAUUAGAAAUAAGGUCUAUAGCUAAAGAUAUUUUUAUUUUAAAAAAUUACAGCCCUUGUAACAAAAAUCAUUUGUAACAUUGGAUAUGAAGACAUUAUUAGUAUUUAAAAUUAUUGUAGUCAUUUGAUCAUAAAUGAAGUAGCUUGCAAAAUAGACUUGGCCUUUGACCCUUUAAGGUGUAACUGACUGACUGUUGUGUUUUUCAAGACUGAUUUUAGGCAGUUUUAUGUAUCGUGUACCAAUGAUAUGUAAAAUAAAGCACCUUUUCUACUAUAAACAAUUACAGGUGUUAUUUAUUUUGAAGGAUAUGAAAGAAAAGUUAGUGAUGGCAGAGUAAAUCUGUAGAAAUGUUGAUUUUAUAUUUAAAAUAACAUUAUGUAAACAUAUUAAACAUAUUAACAUGUUUAAUAAUUAAUAUUUAAUAAUUAACAAGUUUAAUAAUUGUUAAACAUAUAUUUAAAAGGCUGCCUGUAUUGUUUGAAAUAAUAUAGGCAGCCUUUAAAUUAAGAAUGGAUCGUGUUUAAAAACUUGUUUUUAAGUUUUUAAGAUGGUAGUUGGGAGUCGUUUUCUCAUAGAAAUGUAAAUCCUAUGUAAGUAACCCUUGUCACACCUGAACUAGUAUGCUUGAAAGUAAAAAGGCAAAUGGCUCCAAGAAAUAGUCUAAACUUGUUGUCACCUUUUUUUGUCUUUCAUUUACUCUAAAAUAUUUUUCUUUAUUCUUUUCAUCCUUUUAAAUUCGUAGCAGCCAGACUUCUGACCUGCUGCUCCAUUGAAAUGGCUCUAGCAAAGUUCAAGGAUAAUCUCCCAUUUCCCAAAUCCAGGGAACUCUUUUAUCGUAUUUAAUCUUGUCAUUUGAAACUUUUGUCCACUGUCUCGGCACUUCCUCAUUUUUGUAGUGUCUAUCAUACCAUGCCUUCUGUCCAUCUUUACACACCUCCUCCUGUCUAUGGUUCCCUUUUUUACUCCCACCUGUCCCCAUUCAUUUUUUUUCCUAGAUUCAGGCCAAUUUGCCAAUCUGAAGAAGUCUUUCCUGACAUACUCCACCACCAGGUAGAUUUAACCCCUUCUUUUUGUUCUCCCACUGUCCUUUGUUAAAUCUUCUGUCAUAGCAGUCUAAAAGCUUAGCGCCUCUAUUUGUUAGCCUGUCCCUCUCCAUCUGCUAGGUGGUAGGUCUUCAAGGCAGAGAUUGGGUCUUUAUACCCGUUCCAUGUUGGCUGGCUAGUUAACUGGUGCUUAAAUAUUUUAACAAGCGGGUAAAGAAAAUUGUCACCUUUACACUUCUUCAUAUUCCCACUCCUCCUAAAUAGAGGUCAGAAUGGGAGGGAAGCUUUGAAAGGGAAAGAGAUUUUUUGCAGAUUUGCCAAGUAUCUGGAGGAAAUGCAAACUCUUUAGCUUUGUCUUACCCUGCCCUGCUAUUAGGUUAAAAGAAGUUCUGGGAUAAGAGAUUUAGUAUAGGAGGUCUUUGAUUUGAAAAGGUCCUUCUACCAGAUCAGGUUUGUUUUUUUUCUUAAAGGAAAGAAAGAAGAAAGAUCUUUCAUGAGGUUAUGGGCAUUGCUGGAUUAUGAUUUUUAACACUGGAUGAUCAAAAUAAGCUAAAACUGUCAAAAGUUAAUCUCUGACACUAGAAAUUACCUACCUAUAUAAAUUCAGGGAACUGCUGAAGGACAUGGUUACCAGGAUUGGAACUGCAUUGGAUUCUGUUAAUAUCAAGUCAGGUCACUGUUAUCACCUCUAAACUUGUAGGACAAAAGAUUCUUACACUCAGGAAAAUGAGAUGACAUUGGCAAAACUCCCUUCUAAGUUUUCUAGUUAUAGUUAGUCCCUAGACUUACGUAUUUCUGUGACUCCAGAAAAAAACUUACUUUGAUCAUUCCUGGAAAAACAUGAACUACAAAAUUCUGGGGGAAAAAUCAAUAAAUUCUGUAAACCGAAUGAAGGGCUUAUGUCUGUAAUCCCAGGCCAAGGCGGGUGGAUCACCUGAGGAUUGACCAGCCUGGCCAAUAUGGUGAAACCCUGUCUCUACUAAAAAUACAAAAAUUAGCUUGGCGUGGUGGCGGGCGUCUGUAAUCCCAGCUACUCAGGAGGCUGAGGCAGGAGAAUCGCUUGAACCCUGGAGGCAGAGGUUGCAGUGAGCUGAGAUCGCGCCAUUGCACUCCAGCCUGAGCGACAAGAGUGAAACCCCAUCUCAAAAAAAAGGCCAUAAAAUCUGAGAACACCAGCUUCCUUGUUCAAAAUAGUGUCCACUUGUGGGCCUAUUAAUCUCAGCAGAGGGGAUCUGGAACUGAUGAGCAUGAGGUUCUUUUGUUUUAUAUAUUUGGUAUUUUGGAUAAAUUAGGUUGAGCAAAGGCCUGCUACUUAAUCAUCAAAUUCACAAUCUGGCUACCACUCCUGCCAGUACCUCACAUUCAAAAAAGUUAUGAGAAUGCAAGGUUAUAAAGCCUUUGGUCUUGGAUAGAGAGAAUGCUGGGAAGUCAUAGAGAUGAGGUUGUGAAGGUUACAGAAGUAUUCCUUAUUUACUGAUUUUAAUUUGCUUGUUCAAAAGAUAUUUGAAGAGUGCCUAGAGAUGUCAGGGUGUUUACAUAUAAAAGAGAAGAAAGUAUGAAUUGGUGGCAUAUCAGAUAUGGAAGAUGUCACAGAGAAGGAAACGUCCCCCCCCCCACCACCAUUCUACCCACUUCCCCUUCAUGGUCUUCUUACCCCCCCAAAGAUAUGAAGCUAAAAGAUCCAUCAUUCCUGAGCAUGAGAAUUGAGGAAGGCACAAGACGAGCCCUUUGGUAUGAGCACAUACAGGUUAAAAAUAAAAGGUAGCAGCUGGUGUUUGUUUUUGAACAUAGAAAAACCAUGUCCACUAGUAAAUUAUACUCCAACAAAUGUCCAGCUCCAACCAAAAAGAUUAUCCAUUCCUCCUACUGAGAAGAUAGAGUAGACGUUCUCUGAGAAUUUAAGAAGAGUUACCUCCUUUUCUCUUUUCAUAUUGGGGAAGGGGCAAAAAGCUACAGCAAUAAUGUUUAUCAUCCGCUGUAACAAAGCAUAGCAUGUAAGAGAGUGGGCAGAGAUCUGAAGAUAAAACUGCUUGAGUCACAAUCAUCCUGCCAGUUGCGAUUUAGCACCCCCUGGUGGCAUUGUCCAGUCCAGCUUACAUGUGGAUAAGAUUCUAGGUCUUGUAGCUGCCUAGGAUUUUAAAAAUAGCUACAGCAAUAUCUGGAGCUUUCUGGUGAGUUGGCAAUCCUGUGUUAGACCCAGUUGGAGAGACUGGACCUGGAGAAUAUACUUUCUACUUUCCUGCAACUUCCUAACCCAGGAUAAUAACUUUAACCUGCCCUGUUUAGAUACAGGAACACACUGAUUAUUUCAAGAUCCAUUUAAUUUUUGAGGAUUUUUAGAUUGUUUAUCAAAACUUCUAGCUAGUUUUCUGAAUCAGGAGAAAUUGCAUCUUAACUAUGUCUUUUUAAGUCUACAAAAUGGUACUGACAUUGAUAACCUUGGUAAAGACGUGAUUGCAAAAUUGUUAUAACAUUUGUGUGACCAGCAAGGCACCUGUUAUUGAGCAAUGUGGAGAAACGGUCAGUUGCUGCCAUACACUUUCCAUAUUUUUGGAAUACUUAAUACAUAAAUCAUUAUUAGGAGAAUGUGUGAGAGGAAAUUUGUACUUUUGAAAGUCAACAUAAUUCAGUAAAGAGGUGGUUUCUUUGUCAAUUUAUUUGGAAUUUAUAUCACCUAUCAUUUCAUUAUCUGCUUUAUAUAAAUAAUUAUACCCAGAGAACAAAGUAACCAAUUAACCAGAGUCAUGCCAGUGAGUCCAAGCCAACUUGGAAGAACAGUGCUAUAAUAUUGCCAUGUCAUUGGAUCUUGACCCUGUGGGAAUCUAGUUAACUUCUGUGAGGAAUAGUCCAUACUCAUUUCCUUUUCAUAUUAUCAUGUAUUGCUUCCCCCAUUAUUCUAAUUGACUGAUUUGCAUAGCACAGUAGUGGCUGAAAUAUCAGAUGUUCUCCCUUUGUUGAUGAAAGUACAUAUUGCAUAACUUUGUAUCUUUUUUCUUUUAAAAUGUUUGUUGUGAAAUAAUACAAAAGUAUAUUGUGUAUGUAUGGUUUAAAAAAUAACAUGAUCACACGUACUCAGCCUUCAGCUUAAGAACUAGAACAUUCUCAGCUGCCUAGAAUCCCGCAUUUGUUCUCCCUCCAUAGAUUAUAUGAGGUAAACAUUCUUCUGGAUUUUUUAAUAAUUUCCCAUGUUUUUAUUUGUGACUCUACCAUCUAUGUAUGUACUCCUAAUAAUAUAUUGUUUAGAUUUGUUUUUGAACUUUUAUGUAAAUGGAAUCAUGCUGUAUGUAUUCUUCUGUGACCUCUUUUUUCUGACAUUGUUUUUGAGAUUCCUAUCCAUGUUUAUGCAUGUAACUGUAUUUCAUGUUUUCACAGCUAUAUGGUAUUCGAUUGUAUGACUAUUUCACAAUUUAUUUAUCCAUUCUUCUAUUUAUGGAGAUUUGGAUUGUUUUCAGCAUUUUGCAAUUACAAACAAUGCUGCUAUGAACAUUCUGCCCAAUUACAAUGUAAGCUGUGUGUGGGCAGAAGUUUUGUCUGUUCUGUACUCUACCAUAUUCCCAAUGUCAGAACAAUGCCUGGCACCAGGUAGAUGCUCAAUAAAUAUUUGAGGAAUGAAUGA
Molecule: messenger RNA, 10088 nt
Organism: Gorilla gorilla gorilla (western lowland gorilla)
Lineage: Eukaryota; Metazoa; Chordata; Mammalia; Primates; Hominidae
Gene: HCFC2
Product: host cell factor C2
Exons: 15
Coding region: 83-2461 (792 amino acids)
Biological process (GO): regulation of DNA-templated transcription; chromatin remodeling
Cellular component (GO): histone methyltransferase complex
Molecular function (GO): protein binding; transcription coactivator activity
Source: RefSeq, a predicted model, not a curated record